AUGGAUUACUUCUUCUUUCGAUACUAUUACAAAAAUCCAAGCCUAGUGGUCAGGGAAACCUCAGAAAUGGCAUUCAUCAAGCUACCCCACGGAGUCAAGCAGCUCAUGGACAAACUGAAGAACACCAACAUGUAUGCUGUCCUGAUACUGAUUCCUUCAAGCGAGAAGGCAAGACAAAAGUUCAGCCGUCAUAGAAAAGGACUGAUGACCGAGCUGCAAGAUUUCGCCGGCCAUUUUGACAUCAUCGGUCAGCUGAAUGGUUUCGCCAAGCAUUCGCUGAACGUCUCAAAGAACGUCGUCAUCCUGUUGGACAAUGUCCUUGGUGACGUCACGACGGGUCUAGGCUUCUACCAAGGUUUCGUCACAGCGGUGGCCGGCAUCACUGCCAUCAUCGUGGGCCUCUAUGCGUUAGGCAACCAAUGUCUGAUGCUGCGAGCCCCUACAGGCGUUUGCAGCUUCAACACUGCCAGCCGGAUCAUGAUGGUGGCAGUGUUCCUGUUCGUCCUCUUCUUUCCGCUAUCCAUGAUCACUUCGACGGUGGGAACCUCCAUGGGCAUGGUCGCCGACCAAAAGCUCUGCGUGCCCGCGCAGAGUCUGGGGGCGCCUGGUUCGCAUUCCUUCGUCGAAUUCCUGGCCAAUAGUCUAGGGAGCAAGGGCACUGGCCACUUUUCAGCCGCUUUGCAUGAAGAGGGCACGGAAAGUGAAGACGGCACAGAAAGUGAAGACGGCACAGAAAGUGAAGACGUCACAGAAAGUGAAGACGGCACAGAAAGUGAAGACGGCACAGAAAGUGAAGACGGCACAGAAAGGGAAGACGGCACAGAAAGGGAAGACGGCACAGAAAGGGAAGACUGCACAGAAAGGGAAGACUGCACAGAAAGGGAAGACUGCACAGAAAGGGAAGACUGCACAGAAAGGGAAGACUGCACAGAAAGUGAAGACUGCACAGAAAGUGAAGAUGCACAGAAAGUGAAGACUGCACAGAAAGUGAAGACUGCACAGAAAGUGAAGACUGCACAGAAAGGGAGGACUGCACAGAAAGGCAAGACUGCACAGAAAGGGAAGACUGCACAGAAAGGGAAGACUGCACAGAAAGGGAAGACUGCACAGAAAGGGAAGACUGCACAGAAAGGGAAGACUGCACAGAAAGGGAAGACUGCACAGAAAGGGAAGACUGCACAGAAAGGGAAGACUGCACAGAAAGUGAAGACGGCACAGAAAGUGAAGACUGCACAGAAAGUGAAGACUGCCCAGAAAGUGAAGACUGCCCAGAAAGUGAAGACUGCCCAGAAAGUGAAGACUGCCCAGAAAGUGACGACAGCACAGAAAGCAACCAGUGCCUGAUGCUGCGAGCCCCUACCGGCGUUUGCAGCUUCAACACUGCCAGCUGGAUCAUGAUGGUGGCAGUGUUCCUGUUCGUCCUCUUCUUCCCGCUGUUCAUGAUCACUUCGACGGUGGGAACCUCCAUGGGCAUGGUCGCCGACUAAAAGCUCUGCGUGCCCGCGCAGAGUCUGGGGGCGCCUGGUUCGGAUUCCUUCGUCGAAUUCCUGGCCAACAGUCUGGGGA
This is a messenger RNA of Dermacentor andersoni, 1566 nucleotides long. Lineage: Eukaryota; Metazoa; Arthropoda; Arachnida; Ixodida; Ixodidae. The record is from RefSeq and is a predicted model, not a curated record.